GUAUUCGUUAUAGUUUGGAUGUUAGUGUGGAUGAAGUGAAAGCCUUAGCAUCUCUAAUGACAUACAAAUGUGCUGUGGUUGAUGUGCCAUUUGGUGGGGCAAAGGCUGGUGUCAAGAUCAAUCCCAAGAACUACACCGACAAUGAACUGGAAAAGAUCACAAGAAGGUUUACCAUGGAGCUGGCAAAAAAGGGCUUUAUUGGACCUGGUGUCGAUGUUCCUGCUCCUGAUAUGAGCACAGGGGAGAGGGAGAUGUCCUGGAUUGCUGACACCUAUGCCAGUACCAUAGGACACUAUGAUAUUAAUGCACACGCCUGUGUAACCGGUAAACCCAUCAGCCAGGGUGGGAUCCAUGGGCGUAUAUCUGCAACUGGUCGUGGUCUCUUCCAUGGAAUUGAAAAUUUCAUCAAUGAAGCAUCCUAUAUGAGUAUAUUAGGAAUGACUCCUGGAUUUGGGGAUAAAACAUUUGCUGUUCAGGGAUUUGGUAAUGUGGGCUUGCAUUCUAUGAGAUACUUGCAUCGUUUUGGAGCAAAAUGUGUUGCUGUUGGAGAGUUUAACGGUUCUAUCUGGAAUCCUGAUGGGAUUGACCCAAAGGAACUAGAAGAUUACAAAUUGCAACAUGGGACAAUCAUGGGCUUCCCUAAAGCACAGACACUUGAGGGCAGUAUUCUGGAAACAGACUGCGACAUUCUCAUCCCUGCUGCCAGCGAGAAGCAGUUGACUAAAGCCAACGCUCACAAGGUUAAAGCAAAAAUUAUUGCUGAAGGUGCCAAUGGGCCUACGACUCCUGAAGCUGACAAAAUCUUCUUGGAGCGGAAUAUCAUGGUUAUCCCUGAUCUUUACCUGAACGCCGGUGGCGUAACAGUAUCCUAUUUUGAGUGGCUGAAAAACUUGAACCACGUCAGUUAUGGUCGAUUGACUUUUAAAUAUGAAAGGGAUUCUAACUACCACUUGCUCAUGUCUGUCCAGGAAAGCUUGGAAAGAAAAUUUGGGAAACAUGGUGGAACUAUUCCAGUUGUGCCUACAGCAGAAUUUCAAGAUAGGAUAUCGGGCGCGUCUGAGAAAGACAUUGUCCACUCUGGGUUGGCUUAUACAAUGGAGCGUUCUGCCCGGCAAAUCAUGCGUACUGCCAUGAAGUACAACCUGGGUCUGGACCUGAGAACAGCUGCCUACGUCAAUGCAAUUGAGAAAGUCUUCAAAGUGUACAAUGAGGCUGGCCUGACCUUUACAUAAACAGGCUGUUACCGCUCCUUAUUGUAUCCCAUCCCUCUUGCUGUUAAUGUACCCUCUUCUUGAGAAAGCUUAUCACAAGUUUACAUGUAACCACAAAAUUUUCUUUUCUUCUGACAUUAUAGUGGAUUCUAUUCUCAAUUAGUUUCAGUCCAGACUAGUCUUUUUUUACAAUAAAAAAUAAAUCCGUGGAUUAGGAAGUGGUAUACAGCUAUGUAUCUGAAGAUAACAGUUCAUCUGCACUUGUGGGGGCCAUUCUGGGUAUUUCGCCUACAAAACAAAAUGGUACAUUUUACAUAUAAAAGAGUGGUCUUGCCACCUGAGCCACUUCUCAGACUUCAGAUCAGAUACUGUACUAGAUGAGCACUUAGCUCAUUAUUACUUCAUGCACUUUUGUUUAAUGAUGUAAUUUUGGCUUCGGCACUUUCAGUAAGGCCUUGUAUGAUCAAUGCUGUGGCAUUGUCAAAGGAAGAAUGGGCCUCCAGCAGGGAUUAACUUUGAUAGGAGUCUAGUUUUUAUUUGUAGUAAAGCUUCAGGCCUGAUUCUCUUUAGGCAAUGUUUUUUCUUUAACUGUGCUGCUGUUGUAGGACUGCCUUUUAUUGCUUAUUCAAGCUAGCUUGACUAUCACCAUGAAGUGUAUAGAGGUGACAGACUAAUAUUUUUAUAAGCUGAAACUAUUGAGCAACUCUAGUUAUGUUUUUAAUCAAGUAUCCACAAAACUAUUCUGACUGUAGGUUGUUUUGUUGGUUUUUUUUAAAGGGAUAGUCUGAAUUUGGUAAGCACUCAUACUUAGGUUUUUUGGAAUUUCUUUUUGGUCUUUUCCUUUCAGAGGCUUUCUGAAAAUUAGAUUCUGCCUCAGUGAACAACUAAAGUGAAAUAGAACCCAGAAAUCAUUGGCCAAACUACAGAGGAGCUAGAAUGCUGCUAUAAACUUAAUCCACUGUCUUAACACACACACAGCCUUCUUUAUUUUUUUUUGUCAUCAGGAGGUCUUGAAAGUUUUGAACAUUAUUACAGUACAACAAAAUGGACCUCAAAACAAUAUUGGAUCAAGCACAGUUUUUAAAGCGUAAGGCUUUUGUCCUGUGGAGUCCCCUUCAAGUGCCAGACGUUAUUUAUGUAAUGAAUAUGAAUGUUUUUUUUAAAAGACAAUUAGUCCCUCCCAGAAACUCAUGCUUUUUUUCUAACUACUUUGUAACUGCAUGACAUAACCUGGAGAGAAGAGCAGUUAUUAAAAAAAGUUGACCUUUCCAAACC
Molecule: messenger RNA, 2486 nt
Organism: Apaloderma vittatum (bar-tailed trogon)
Lineage: Eukaryota; Metazoa; Chordata; Aves; Trogoniformes; Trogonidae
Product: glutamate dehydrogenase 1, mitochondrial
Exons: 12
Biological process (GO): L-glutamate catabolic process
Cellular component (GO): mitochondrion
Molecular function (GO): L-glutamate dehydrogenase (NAD+) activity
Source: RefSeq, a predicted model, not a curated record